This is a messenger RNA of Zootoca vivipara (common lizard), 2041 nucleotides long. It is a transcript of the gene CA7, whose product is annotated as carbonic anhydrase 7. Lineage: Eukaryota; Metazoa; Chordata; Lepidosauria; Squamata; Lacertidae. Gene Ontology annotation, biological process: regulation of intracellular pH. Gene Ontology annotation, molecular function: carbonate dehydratase activity; zinc ion binding. Gene Ontology annotation, cellular component: cytoplasm. The record is from RefSeq and is a predicted model, not a curated record.
AGCAGAACGGAAUCAGCCUACAUAAUGACCAGUCAUAACUGCUGGGGAUAUGGGCAGAAAGAUGGACCUCCUGAGUGGUACAAGUCCUACCCCAUUGCCCAAGGAAAUCACCAGUCUCCAAUUGAUAUAAUCCCCACACAAGCCAUAUAUGACCCCUGCCUGAAGCCCCUUAGCGUUUCAUAUGAAUCGUGCUCAUCUAUCGACAUCUCCAACAAUGGGCAUUCAGUCAUGGUAGACUUUAAGGAUGUUGAUGACAAAACAGCGGUCAAUGGAGGGCCACUGGAAGAUCCUUACAGGCUGAAACAAUUCCAUUUUCAUUGGGGGGCAAGCCAAGACUCCGGAUCAGAGCAUACCAUCGAUGGCAACCCUUUUCCUUGCGAGCUCCAUUUAGUUCACUGGAAUGCCAAGAAAUAUGUGACCUUUGAAGAGGCAGCGGCGGCUCCAGAUGGCUUAGCAGUGAUUGGUGUUUUCUUAGAGAUUGGAGAAGAACAUGCCAGUAUGAACAGAUUGACAGACGCCUUGUACAUGGUCAAAUUUAAAGGAACCAAAGCCCAGUUCAAGUCUUUUGACCCCAGCAGCCUCCUGCCCUCUUGUUUAGAUUACUGGACAUAUCCUGGAUCCUUGACAACGCCUCCCCUUAACGAGAGUGUGACCUGGAUAGUGCUAAAGGAGGCCAUCAGAAUAUCUGACAAACAGAUGGAGAAAUUCCGUACCCUCCUCUUCACCACAGAAGAAGAUGAAAGAAUCCAGAUGGUGAAUAACUUUCGUCCCGCUCAGCCUCUUAAGGGAAGAGUGGUUCGUGCUUCAUUCAAGGCUUAAGUAGGUGUGUGUGCAUGUAGGAGAAAUAACAACUGAACUUCAAAACAUCCAAAGGGCUUCAAUAUUGGCAAACAAAAGAAAAUGGAUAAUAGACCUGCAGCUUAGAAAACCAUCUCAGUGGAACUCUGGGACAUCCAAAGUAUUGGAUCUGAGCAUGGAUUAAAUGAAAAUAUAAUGUACUGUGCUUGUGCUAAUCUGGGCUCCCUUCCUAAGUACUGAUAGUUGCUUUCUGUUAUUAUUUUUCAAAAUAAUACCUGGGGCAGUCCUUAUUUUUGCAGUUAGGUCUCUUGGAGCAAACUCCUCAAUCUGUCAUUAUCUUCCAAUGAGAAAAAUGCUGGGGAUGUUGUCGAAGGUGUCCUGGGAACCUUUUUUUUUUAAAAAAAGGGUGGGAUAUAAACACUUAAGUUAAUAAAUAGGCUUUGGAGGACAGGGGGUGGGCGUGGUCCUUAUUGUAAGAAUAGUCUUACUGUAUCAAAGUUGUAUCUAAGGAUUUUAUGAGUGUCUCUAUUUUCAUCUGUUUGAGGGACACAACUACAAAAUAAGUUUCUCGCCUUCAAGGUAGCAGAAAACAGUGUAUUGAGGGCACAGCUGAGGGCUCAGAAAGCAAAAGGCAGUCACAGUAUAGCGUUCUGCUCCCUAUAAAGCUACUUAGAACAGUCCACUUAAACUUUUGCAAACUCUGGAUUCUGGGAGAAGCCAAAGAAUUGCAGCUGGAAGAAACUGUUCAGAGAAAGCAUAUAAAUCUGGCUGUUCCGAUAAGGGGCAACAGAUGAGUUACUCACUGAAUUUAGGUGACUAGGUGUUUCAGAUCAUUGCAAUUCUACUGAACAUUCUGUUUUAUUCAUAUUAUAAGUAAAGAGCCUGGCUGGAACAAAAUGUUGCGUUGCAGCGCUCUCCUGUUCAUUGCACCUGUCAGGCAGCCAGCCAGCCAGCCAGCCAUGCCCUCCUCCACAACGCUCCAUUUCACUUCCCGUCACACCCAGUUUUCUGGUCCAUUCCACUUCCAACAGUAAGUCAGCAUUCUGUGCCCACUGAGCAUGCUCAGUCCUCAUUGGGAUUUCUUUGUGUUUUGCUCCACUCAACAAGCAGCAACACCUACGGCUAGGGUUGGAGGAGAAAUUUAAUUCAGUGUGCAUUUAAAGCUGAAUCUAUAAAAUUUGCACUUUCCUAAACAAUAUUCGAAUCCCCGCGACGGGGUGAGCUUCCGUUGCUCGGUUCCAGC